CCCAUAGCUCUCUUGCUGGCAACUAAAAUUGAUGGUAACGCCACGCUUGGUGGCUAAGAUGGCAAACACAGGUCUGCCUUCUGUAGUUCACUGCUAUUUAAAGACAGUUGUAAGGUAGGGUUGUAACUUUGGGGUAAGUUUUAUCUUGAGGGCACCAGGGAAGUUCCUUAGAGGAAGAGAAUAAAUAAAAAAUGGUUGUCUUUAGGAUUAUAGAUAGGUUCCUGGCUCGCUGAGUGUGUCACACCGGCUGCUUGAAAAGCUCCGUGGCGUCUCCACAUCAUAUACGAAACCUGAGCAGGGCAGGCAGAGCCUGGGUGGUUCUAGUCUGUUGGAAAGAGGUGCCAGAGGCAGGCCAAGGAGACCUGAGCUAUGGUGAAGCUGGCCAGCAAGUUACAUCAAGGUUUUAGAUAGCCGUGAUUGGCACCGAGCCUUGAGUCACAUGUCUGGGUGAGCUAUGUGCGGCUGUUGAGUGUUUACUGAGGGCCUCAGCCUAGGCUAGUUAACCUGCAGGAAUUGAUGAUGCUGGGGGGCUUAUGGUGUGUUGGAAUAGUUCCAUUUUAUGGAACCCAGUGCUGAAAUAAAUAAAUGUAUUUCAACUGAAAUAGAACGUAGUGUGAAGAUAGACCUGAAUGCUGGUUCACACAUUUUGAUAGGAAACUUGGAAAGAAUGUGAAAUGGCCAUUCCAAGUCAGUUCUUGAGAACUGAGUGAGGGGUGUCUCAAGAAUGCACCCUCUACUUUGUUCUUAGUGGAAUUUUUCUUUGCUACUCAACAGGCAGUUUGUUGUGUUUUGGACUUAAAGUACUUAAAAGCAUAUACUUCCCACCUGUCUGAGUUUAGCAGCUGAAAGGAUUAGUCCAGCUGCUGGGCCCGAAAGGGGGUCUGUGCCCUGACCUGGGAAAUGAGCAGUGAGGAAAGGAAUGGUCUCAGAAGAUCUGUAACUUCAGAGCUAAACAAAGUUAAAUUCAACUUUACAAAUGUGGGGGCUGAAAUUUCUAUGGAUUUAGAGUAUUCUGGUUCCGGCUCUUACACUUACUUAUUUCUGAAGCAGUUGUUAGUAUUGUUAAAGGUAGUCUUUAAUUAGUCUGAGCCUGCAUGUGUUAGUUAUUGAACUGUAAUUAGUCUUGCUGGAAUGUCUGUAGACAGUAAAUUAGGGCAUUAGUUAGAAGUAUUUUCACUAUAAUCAAAAGGCUUUGACCACCAUUUCUCCCAGAAAGACUGGUCCAGCCACCUACCUCUUUGUCCUAGAAGAACUUGGGAACAAACUGGUUGGGCGACUUUUGAGAUUGGGUGCUGUGGGCUUGUUUGGUUUUUUUUUCUCACCCUUCUAGGUAUUUAUCAUUUGUUGAUUUUUUUUUUUUUAAUCAGUGUUCUCUCAAAUGGGAGAAAUCUUUUUAGUGCCAAAUAGUGGUCUGUUUAGGUGGGAUCGCAUGCUUAUCGAUCAAGGGGUGGGAGCCUGUAUUUUUUCAUUAUAAUUCUUAUAAGGUAUGUCUUAAUAGUUUGGUUAGUUUCAUGUUAUAAUUCGUACCUUGCCCUUCCUUGGGUCCUAAUUAAUUCGAGUUACAAUGUCUGAAGAGCCAAUAUUGCUGAAAAAGAGAGUAUGGUGUGUAAACCACUUCUAGUUGAGACUUGGUGUUUAAUAUUUGGUAUUAAUUGUUGAGUUUAGGCUUCAGUAGAACUGAAUUAGGCUAGGUAUAUCCUUUCUAAACUUGAUUCCAAUAUAAUCAGAUCCUACCCCAGCUUGGUAGAACCUAAAAGGUUUUUUUUUUUUAAGUUUAUUUAAUUUUUUAUGUGCAUUGGUGUGAAGGUGUCAGAUCCCCUGCAACUGGAUCUUCAGACAUUUGUGAGCUGCCAUGUGGGUGCUGGGAAUUGAACCUGGGUCCUCUGGAAGAGCAGUCAGUGCUCUAAACCACUGACCCAUCUCUCCAGCCCGAACCUAAAAGUAUUAAGAAAAAGAAAAAAUACUCCCCCAUCUCCCCUUAUUUAGACUCCUCAAAGAUUGGGCCGGGUGUGGUUGCACACCUUUAAUCUCUGAGUUCCAGGCUACCUGGAGCUGCAUAGUGAGGCCCUGUAUAAAAACAGAACAUUGGGAGGGGUAUCAGUUUUGGAGGAGAAAGGAAGGCACGUUCUCAGUCUACUCUGGGUUGGGGGCUAGUGGCAAAGUCCCAGCUUUUUAGGAAGCUGAGGCAGGAGGAUUGUAAAUUCAAGGGCAGCCUAAGGUGUGGGACCAACUCAUAAAGAAGACUUAGGUUAUAGUAGUAAUCUUGCCUGUCGUGCUUAAUCCCUGGUAACAGGGAGGGUGUGGGCCUGUACUCCCCAUUUAGAGAUGAGCUGGUCUUAGACUAUUUGCCCCACCUUAAAAUAGUUGGUUUAUUUUUGUAGAACUUGGGAAAUGAGAAGGAUGUAGUCCACUUUAAUCACUGAAGUGUGUACAGGGAAAGUUGAUAGUGCUUGUCACCUUUUUCUAAUCUUGUGUGGUGACCUUCAUUCUCAGACUUAAAACUCCAUUGUUUCCUGUGAGGCAUGUUACCAACUUGGGCUGCACAACUCACCUUUCCCCUCCCUUUAUCUCCUUUUUUAUUUUGGUUUUUAUUUUAUUUUUGCUUUUCUCCAGCUGUGCUUCCUAUGCCUUCAGCCUUGAAUGUUUCUGCUGCUUUAGGGCAGCCUGCACCUGCCCCUCCUUGCUCCCUGGCCCCCCAACAAAGCCCUUUAGUAACUGCUAAUCAGCCUUCCCCGUUCCCUUCGCCUAGUAUUUCCUCAAUCCCUUUUGAAGUUCCUUUUCCCCAGCCACCUUCUGAAACUGUACCUCUGGGAACUGCCCCUCACACUCCAACUUUCCUUCCACACGUAAUAGGGCCUCCCAUCUCCCCAGCUGCCUUAGCUUUGGCCUCUCCCAUGAUAGGUCCAACUCAGAAAGGUGCCCGGUCCUCUUCGACCCCCUUGUCUCUGGUUGCAGUGGCUCCCCACUCAGCUCAGAAGACUUCUGUAUCUCCACCUCACCCUCCCAGUUUACCUUUAUCAGUUGCUGUAGCAGAGUCAGGGCCAUUGGCAUCUAUUGUUCCCUUAGAACCAAAGGCUUCUGCUAGUCAAAAACCCUCUCAGGUAGUUCCGAAUUUGAAAGGCCCUGCCCCAAGUCCUCCAGAUGUAGUCGGUGUUUUUCCUUCCUGCCUUGAAACUCCCCUGGCCUCUCUUCCACCUGGAUUAGCAUCCUGUCCUCAAACACUGUCCGUCACUUCUCCAAUCAAAGGGAUCCCCGUUUCCUCAGCCCUGGUGCCACAAAAUAUGUUAAACCUUAACCUAAACAGACCUGUUAGUUCACCUGCUCAAAACACUAUAACUCCCAACAUCCUCCCAGCACCCCCUACUUCUCUGGGCUCACCUCUUCCACUUUUACAUCAUAGUUCUUUGGAUUCUCCUAUCCAGCCUUUACGUCAGUCAGGUCCUGGUGCUGUGUCGGAUCCUACAGUGAGUAAUACCAUUUCUGUAGAUCAUUCUGCUGUUGAGGCAUCUUACCCAUUGGAGCGAUCUAUAAUUCCUCCCCUGCCUUCCAGACAUGAGCUGGUUUCUGAUUCUGUGGCAGCUCUUUCAGUGAGGGCUCCAGCGUCUGCCCUGGCUCCAUCUGUUGACAGAGGCAAUUCUGCUGUUACUAGUGUAAUCUGCAGCCCUCCUGGCUGCUCGGGUACAGCUGCUGCUUUAUUAUCUCCUACGGCCUCUUUAAUUCCCAAAGGUUCUAAUGUCACUCAGCAGCCUCUGGUGACUCAGAUUCCUGCUUCUCCAAAAACUGGCUUAAAAGAAACUCCUGUCUCGUCUGUUGGAGCCAUCCAACCUGCUGUGGAUAACCCUAAUACCAUUUCUAUUGCACCUGCCACUUUUAUGUCUCCUCCAGUUUCCUCAGGUCCUGUGAGUAGUAAAGAUGUAACUUCCCCUGCUAGCUCACUUGUAGCAGCUGCUCCUCCUCCAGCCACUGAAGGUCUUAAAAAUCUCCCCGCUUCAGCAUUGGUAAAUGUAGGAGCCCCUAUUUCUCCAACCCAGGUAGGACUCUGUACCAGAAAAGACCCCACUCUGUUACCCUUGGCCCUGGCAGCACAUAAAGAGUCUCCCUCUCCUCAGAGUACAUUGCUUUUGGAGGUUCCUUCAGGAGCCACUGCGACAAAGACUGCAGAAGGACCUGCACCUGUAGCGAGAGCAGCCGUUGCUACUAGUUCUUCCCUGGGUGCCAAUCCUUCAACUGCUAUCAAGACAGACCCUGUCAGUCUGUCUCUCAAAUGUCCUGUUGCAGCUCCUGCAAUGGCUCCGUUAGUUUUAGAAUCUUCUGAUCCUAAAGAACUGGCUCCUAGAACUGUCAAGGGUGCCUCUGCUUCUAAAACCUCCAUUACUACCACUUCACCUCUGGUUCCUUUAGCCCCUGAAGUUUGUCCCGUGUCUGUGGCUUUUAACCCUCAAAAUGUUUCUCUUUCUACAACUACGGAGGCAUUGGCUCCUGAAAUUCCCAGGUCUCUGCCCUUUCCUGCUCCAAUCCCAACUGGGAUUUCUUUUUCUGGUGCAAAGAAAAUUGAAGAUAUUUCUUCUGUGGUAUCUUUGGCCUCCUCUCCUGAAGGGCACCCAGAAGACUUGGUUGCUUCUGUGUCUUCGAAAGGAACUCUGGUUUAUCCAGCUGAUUCCCUGUCUGGUAUGUCUCCGAAGACUAAAAGGCCUUCAUCCAAGAAGGGUUCUCCUAUCCCAGAUGUUUCCCCUGCAACUCUGUCUUCUCUUUCUCCGCUUGAGGCUGCCCUCCUUCCUGGGGCUUGUCUUUCUUUUCCAGGUCGUACAGACUCACUUGAGCUUUCUCCUGUUCCUUCAUCUUCCAAAGGGACCCCUGUUUGUUCAACAGUGGCUCCUCCCUUCCCUGCCCCAACAGAGACCUCUAUAUCCCCCAAAAAGGCUCCAGCAACCUUGUUUUUCAAAGAUACCCCCGCAGUCCCAGCAGAAAUUCCUCCUUCCCCUCCAAAGACCAUAGAAGCUACAGCUUCCAAACUGGUCCCUCUAAUCCAGCCCCCCAAAGUGGCCCCUAUUGUACCAGAUGUGACUCCCACUUCUCCAAAAAAAACUCCAGCAACUCCAGUCCCCAAAGAUACUUCAGCAACCCUGUCACUCAAAAGCGUCCCAGCUAUGACUUCUUUGUCUCCCCCAAAGGCCCCUGCAGCCCCAUCUCCUAAUGGAGCCCCCAUUGCUCCAACUGAGAUUGCCCCACCCCUCAAAAAUGCCCCAGCAACUAUAACCCCCAAAGUUGCUAGUACUCUUCCAGAUGUGACUCCACCCUCCCCACAGAAGACUCCAAAAUCCCCUAAGGGUACCCCGGCUGUGACUCCUUCCUCCCCACCAAAGUCUGAAGCAUUCAGUGAGCCUUUAACAAGCCUAUCCCUCAAAGGUGCCCCUACUGCCCUAGCUGGUCCAACCUCCCCUACAAGGACUCCCAAAACUGCAGCCCCCAAAGAAAUUCUACCAGAAGGGGUCCCAACUGUGCCACUAGAGAUUUCUCCCUCCCUGAAAAAGACUUCAAAAACUGUGGCCUCCAGUGAAAGUUCAACAGCCUCAUCCUCUAAAGGGUCCCCCAAAAUUUCAGCCCCCAAAGAAACUCCAGCCCCAUCAGAUGGGGUCACCACUGCAUCUCUGGAGAUUCCUCCUUCCCCCAAAACUGAGGCCCCAAAAGAGGUUCCUGUGACUUUAUCUCCCAAAGGUGCCCCUGCUACCCUAGCUGAGAGUCCUGCCUCCCUUAAAAAGCUCCCCAAAACUGCAGCCCCCAAAGAAACUCCAGCAACCCCAUCUGUAGGGGUCCUAGCUGUGCCAGUAGAGAUUUCUCCCUCCCCCAAAAAGGCCUCAAAAACGGCAGCCCCCAAUGAAAACUCCACGUCAUCCCAAAAAAAGUUCCCCAAAACCUCAGCCCCACCUUCUGAAGGUGUCACCACUGCUCUACCAGAGAUUACUCCUUCCCCCAAAAAGGCUCCCAAAACUACAGCCCAGAAACAGAUUCCUGUGCCUUCAUCUCCCAAAGGUGCCCCUGCUACCCUAGCUCAGAGUCCUGCCUCCCCUAAAAGGUCCUCCAAAACUGCAACCCCCAAAGAAACCCCAGCAACCCCAUCUCCUGAAGGGGUCACAGCUGUGCCACUAGAGAUUCCUCUUUCCCCCAAAAAGGCCCCCCAAAGUGCAGCUCCCAAAGAAUCUUCAGCUCCAUCUUCUGGAGUCAUGACUGCACAACAGGAGAUUCCUCAUUCCCCCAAAACUGAGGCCCCAAAAGAGGUUCCUGUGACUUCAUCUCCCAAAGGUGCCCCUGCUACCCUAGCUGAAAGCCCUGCCUCCCCUAAAAAGGCCUCCAAAACUGCAGCUCCCAAAGAAGCUCCAAUAACCCCAUCUCCUGAAGGUGUCACAGCUGUGCCAGUAGAGAUUUCUCCUUCCUCCAAAAAGGCCCCCAAAACUGCAGCCCCCAAAGAAAAUUCAGCAACAUCGUCCCCCAAAAAGCUACCCAAAACUGCAGCCCCCAAAGAAACUCCAACCACAUCUGAAGGGGCUACCAUUGCACCGCUAGAGCUUCCUUCCCCCAAACAGGUUCCUGUGACCCCAUCCACCAAAGGUGCCCCUACUACCUUAGCUGAGAGCCCUGCCUCCCCUAAAAAGGCCUCCAAAACUGCAGUUCCCAAAGAAGCUCCAACUACCCCAUCUUCUGAAGGCAUCUCAGCUAUGCCACUAGAGAUGGCUCUCUCCCCUAAAAAGGCCCCCAAAACUGCAGCCCCCAAGGAAGCCUCAGUUCCAUCUUCUGAAGGAAUCACUACUGCACCACAGGAGAUUUCUUCCCCCCCAAUUGCAGCCCCCAAACAGGUUCCUGUGACCCCAUCCACCAAAGGUGCCCCUACUACCCUAGCUGAAAGUCCUGCCUUCCCUAAAAAGGCUCCCAAAACUGCAGUUCCCAAAGAAACUUCAGUAACUCCAUCUCCCCAAAGGGCCUCCAGAACGGCAGCCCCCAAAGAAACUCCAGCAACCCCAACUCCUGAAAGUGUCACUGCUGUGCCACUAGAGAUACCUCUUUCCCCCCAAAAGGCCUCAAAAACUGCAACUCCCAAAGAAACUUCAGCAACGUCAACCUCCCAAAGGACUUCCAAAACAUCAACACCCAAAGAAAUUCCAGCCCAGCCCUCUAAAGGUGUCUCAGUUGGGCCACUGGAGACUCCUUCCCCCAGAAAGACCCCUAAGCUGUCAGGACCCAAAGAAGCACCCACAAUCCCAUCUCCAGAAGGGGUCGUAGCUGGGCCACUAGAGAUUCCUUCAGCUCCCAAGAAAGCCCCCAAAAUGGCAGGCCCCAAAGAAACUCGAGCAAAGCUGUCUUCUGAAGGGGUCACAGCUGGACCACUAGAGAUUGCUCGCUCCCCCAAAAAGACCUCAAAAACUGCAGCCCCCAAAGAAAAUUCAGCAAUGCCAUCCCCCAAAAGGUCCCUCAAAACUGCAGCUCCCAAAGAAACUGAACCAUCUUCUAAAGGAGUCAUUACUGCACCACUAGAGACUGUUCCUUUCCCCCAAAAGGCCCAUAAGACAGCAGGACCCAAAGAAACACCAGCAGUGUCUCCUGAAGGGGUCACCACUGCACCAUGCGAGAAUCCUCCCACCCUGCAGAAGGCCUCAGCACCUAUAGUCCCCAGAGCCAUCCCUGCUGACACACAGGAGAUUGCUGUUUUCCUCGGGGAGACUCCAAUAACCCCGGCUGUCCUCCCAGUCAAAAACCCUUCCUCCCGUAAAAAAGCUGCAACACCUGUAGCUCUUAAAGAAGCUCCAGCAGUCCUGUCUCCCAGUGCUGUCCCAGCUAUGAUUCCUCCCUCUCCCUCAAAGAGUCCAAAAACUCCAUCAUCCAAAAAGGCACCAAGAACUUCACCCCCUAAAGAAUUUCUGGCAGAUCCUUCUCUUGAAGCUGUCACCACUUCACUACCAGAGAUGGCUUCCUCUUCGCAAAAGGCCCCAGCAACUACAGCCCCCAAAGAGAAUUCAGCAACCCAGUCUGUUAAAUGCAACUCCACUGUCACAACUGUUGCUCCUAUCUCCAAAAAGACCCCGGCAACCCCAUCCCCUGGAGGUGCUGCCACUGCCCCAACUGGGACUUCUCUUUCCCCAAGUCCCCCAGUCAAGAUUUUCUCCUCCAAAAAGGCCCCAGUUCCUACAUCUCCUGAAAGGGCCCCUCUUGCCCCAACAGCAGUAGCUACAAGAGAAGUCACCACAGUCCCAACUUCUAAGGCCCCAGCAACUGAGACCUCCAAAGAGACUUCAACAGCUCCAUCUCCCAAAGGGACCUCUACUAUCUCUUCUGUGGUUCCUAUCUCCCCCAAAGAGGUACCAACAGCCUCAUUUUCCCAGAGAUCCCAAGCUCCCAAGGAGACCUUAGAAACUUCGACCUCCAAAGGAGUUGUCACCCCCACAAUUAACUCUCCUUUAGCUCCGAAAAAGGCCCCAUCCUCCAAAGAGGUUCCCAUUCUCUCAUCUAUCACUCCUUCCCCUAAAGACUCCCCUCAUAGCACAGGGACUGUUAGCCCUCAGGCAUCUGAAAAGCUCCUGGCAAAGAAAGAUGUACUUGCUGUACCCACUUCAGAAAGUGCAUUGGUCAUCACUACUCCAGUUCAGAAAGGCCCAAAAGCCAAGAAGAAUUCUAAGUGCUCAGAUCCUUCCACUAAGAAAGAUACAAAGGGCCUCCUUUCUGCAGUAGCUCUAGCACCUCAGACAGUUAAUGUUGAGAAAGACUCUUCAAAACCUGCAAAAGCUCUGCCUGUUUGCCCUGCAAAAGGCAAUGUUUGUCUUCAUUCCCCAAAGGGUCCCGAGGCUGCUUCUCCUGAGUCUCAGAUAGCUACCCCUCUGACAGCAAUAACCUCUGACAAAGCCCUCCCUGAAGCGGGAUCAGCACCUGUAACUCCAAAGCCUACCCCACCAGCUCCCCUGACUCUUGCUCCCUCCCCAGUUCCCCCUCUGCUUCCUAAACAGCCAUUUCUUCAGUCCUCAUCUGGGUCAGUACUGGAAUCACCCUCUAAGCUCCCAGCCCCUGCUGAUGAGGAUGAGCUGCCGCCUCUGAUUCCCCCUGAAGUGGUCUCUGGGGGAGUGCCUUUCCAGCCGGUCCUCGUCAACAUGCCCACCCCUAAACCUGCUGGGAUCCCUGCCCCAGCCCCUUCUGCCAAGCAUCCUGUUCUGAAGAACGACAAGGGUAUUUGCCUUGGUUUGCUGUGUGCAUGGUGUGUUGCCCACACCCCUCUUGGGGGCUGCCCACCAAUACUAACUAGGGUGCAUCGCUUUGUACAGUAUGUCAGCUUGACAUAGAAGGGUAGCUUUAAAUGUAGAAGCUCUAGGAAUAUGGUACUAAAUCUUGGUUUCUAUCAUCUCAGAUAAUAUUUUGUGUCUUGUGUAAAGUGAGACAGGCUAAGCCCUGAAUCUAACCAUCCUUUUUGGCCUAACUGAGCUGAUAGUGAAAACCAAGCCCUACCAGAUAGAUCUUUAAUUUACUCUAGUUCUUACCACAUCACUAACCCUGUCCCUGGGCCUGGAAUUUGCUUUUUUGGAAAAUAAACAAGGGAAAUCUUGAACCUAUUUCUAAUAUUACUUUUUAGACUUAGUAACUACCAGUUGCCCAGGGGCUUCCUUUCCUUAAAAAAUGUAGAGACCUGUGUUUUCCUGGCAAGACUGGUGUGGGUGUAUGCUUUCCUCCCCUUUCGGUAGAAUUUACUGUUGCUUGGCCUUUCAGUUGAAGGAAAAUUAAGAUAUGUGAAUUGUAUUUGGAAGUGGGGAGAUUACGGGUCUGUAUCUAAUAGCAGUGAGAACUGUUAGAGCUUAACACCAUGGAGGCACUCCAGUGAUGGGGUAAAAUUCUUUAACACCAUGGAGGCACUCCAGUGAUGGCGUAAAAUUCUUUGGGUGAGUGGUUUGAAAGGCAGAAUGUGUGUGCACGGCUGCUUCUGACCUUGCAAACCCAUUUAAAAGACUCUCACUCAAUUCUAUCAAAAGAUGCCUUUUGUCUGUACAUUUCUGGAUGACUGGGCUGGGGAUAAAAUUUGAAUCACAUGAAUGCUUACUGUUUGUGCCAAGAAAUGAAGACCUUAAGAGAAAGAAGGCAGUUAUUGCAUAUGAGCUGCCUGGCUGUGUCUGGUGACUGACCCACAUCUCUGAGAAGGGAGGCCUCAGACUGGGUCACAGAAGCCAAUUGCCUUUAUUUAGCUUUGUGGGCCUUGCAUGAAUCAGCAAUAGCUAGUUCAGGCGGGCCAUGAUGAGGUGCUGCCUCUUAGAACUCUGCUUUUGAAAAUGAUAAGUUACCUGUC
Messenger RNA from Alexandromys fortis (reed vole), 10312 nucleotides. Its product is annotated as nascent polypeptide-associated complex subunit alpha, muscle-specific form-like. NCBI's taxonomy places the organism in Eukaryota, Metazoa, Chordata, Mammalia, Rodentia, Cricetidae. Gene Ontology annotation, cellular component: cytoplasm; nascent polypeptide-associated complex. Gene Ontology annotation, biological process: protein targeting to membrane. The transcript has a single exon. The record is from RefSeq and is a predicted model, not a curated record. The coding region runs from base 2523 to 9320 and encodes 2265 amino acids.